Molecule: messenger RNA, 2075 nt
Organism: Bradysia coprophila
Lineage: Eukaryota; Metazoa; Arthropoda; Insecta; Diptera; Sciaridae
Product: alkaline phosphatase-like
Biological process (GO): dephosphorylation
Molecular function (GO): alkaline phosphatase activity
Source: RefSeq, a predicted model, not a curated record
UUACAUUUUUGAUUGUCGAUUGUCGUAGUGCGCCAUUAAAUGAGUUUGUUUCUGAAUUUUUAACAGAAUUUUAAAAUAAGUGUGUAUUCACAUGUCACUUUUUAUAUCGCCCAGCAACUCAAAUGUAUUGACUUGUUGAGGUAUAUUACAAUUCAAAAGGUUUCGAUUUACUCAGUCAAGUGUUGUCAGCAGACAAAUAAUUACCAGCACUCCAAUUUAUCGUAAUUGUUGUAAUUAAAAACGUAAAACAGUACAACCGAGAAAAAAAAACAGGUCGUCAAAAGAUGUUAAUCGAAAUUCGGAAUAUUUUCUUAAUUUUAUGUCUGCUGCAUACCGAUCAUGUUAAUUGUGCUCCAAAAACAAAUGCGAAAAACGAUGAACCGCCCAGCAAUCCGAUGCCCCAGUGGAAUCUUCCCAAUCCCGAACGAGCUGUGGGUCCAUUGGGAGAGGCGUCAAAGGAUUUUUGGUAUGAAAAUACUCUGGCUACAUUGCACCGUCAACUGCAGUUAGACCAGCUCAAUAAAAACGUUGCGAAAAAUAUGAUUUUCUUCAUUGGAGAUGGAAUGUCUAUACCGACGUUAAUGGCUACAAGGAUGUACAUGGGUGGAGAGGAAAAGAAGUUAUCGUUCGAAAAAUUUCCAUAUACUGGAUUGGCUAAAACGUAUUGCGUAAAUCACCAGGUCGGUGACUCAGCCUGUACAGCGACAGCUUUAUUUUCCGGUGUCAAAAAUAAUUACGGUACAUUGGGUGUAACAUCAUCCGUUCAGUAUGGAAAUUGUACGGCUGAGCAGAAUGGCGAUUAUCAUCUGGAGAAUAUUUUCAAAUGGGCACAGGAUUCGGGCAAGGCGACUGGUGUUGUCACCACAACAAGAUUAACGCACGCGACACCAGCAGCUGCGUAUGCUAAGUCGGCCCAUAGGAACUGGGAACAUGAUGGUGUUACGCCAAAGGGAUGCCUUGACCUUGCACAUCAGCUGGUUUAUAGUGAUGUUGGUAAAAAUAUGCAGGUAUUUUUAGGUGGUGGUCGAAACAGAUUUGUUCCAACCGGAAACAAAAAUUCGGUUAAAGGUGGUCUUCGCAAUGAUGAGAGAAAUUUGAUCGAUGAAUGGCUGGCACAACGAUCUAUUACCGGCAGACCUGUAUUCGUAGACGACAGGAAAAGCAUGCUCAGUGUGAAUACAUCUGAAGUUGACUAUUUACUGGGAAUUUUCAACGAUGAUCAUUUGAGCUAUAAUUUGGAAAAACCUGACACAGAACCGGAUUUAAGUGAAAUGGCUUUGGUUGCGAUGAACAUGCUGAACCUAAAUCCUAAUGGCUACCUGCUUCUGAUUGAAGCUGGAAGAAUCGAUAUGGCUCAUCACGAAAACCGUGCACGUAUUGCGCUUGAUGAAACAAAACAAUUGCAUCAUGCAGUGGAUUACGUUAUAAAUCAAGCUGAUUUAAGCGACACACUCGUUAUUGUAACAUCGGAUCACAGUCAUACAAUGUCCAUUGGUGGUUAUCCACGGCGUGGAAACAAUAUUCUAGGCUUAGGCGAUACGUCCACCGAAGAUGGAAAGCCAUUUUUCACAUUGAGUUACGCUAAUGGAAUGAGCCACUACAAACACGUACACCCGAAUGGCACCCGGAUAAAUCCCAAGACGAUGGAUUUUUACCGAACCGAUUUUCAGCAUCCAGCAACUGUGCCGCUGGAUAUGGAAAGUCAUGGCGGAGAAGACGUAGCUGUAUUUGCUGUUGGUCCCUGGUCCCACUUAUUUACAGGCACCUAUGAGCAGAACUUCAUUGCUGAAGGCAUAAAGUAUGCGAUGUGCAUUAGUCCUGGUGACAAAGGCAGAUUUUGCUCAAGUGGUUCGAAGAUAUCACCGAAUAAAGUGUUCACCGUGGCCAGUUUAUCUGUAGUAUUAUUGGUUCUAGCGUUUGUCUAAUCAGAAAAUUUUCUGCGAGAAUUUUCAUUUGUAGUUGAUUUCGUACUCUAGUCGAUUGUUAUUUAAUAUUGUUAAAAUUUCUACCGUACAAAAUGUAAUUGAAAUUCGCGAAAAAUGUUGAAAAUAAAUAAAAAUUAUUUUUUAAACGGA